GAGUUUCUUCUACUUUCUGAACCUGUAUCUUCUUCGGUCUGAGCUCAAAUCGUGUGCAGACGCAGAGCUUGUAGAGCUGCAUGAGCUGCUUCGCAUGGAUUACACUUGGUUUUUAUCCAUGUCUGAUCAAGUUGGCUUCUUUGUUCAGCGGCAACUUCCUCGUUAGCUUAUGUGAUGUCAAAAGACCUGCUUCAUGCUAAUAGAUUGAUCUUGCUCAGUCGGGUUUUCGGAAAAAUCUGAUUUUUCUUCGAUUUGUCUUGUGGGGUUUUGACUGUGGCCAAUGCUAUAUAGUCAGUUGAGUGGCUUGCGUGUGAUUACAAUCCAUCAGAGUUUAGUGAUUCUCUGUUCAAUCUUACCAGUUUGAUGGGUAACAUUUGCUGGUCAAAUUGUUCAAUUCACUAUGGCAAUCAAACACGGGCUCAGCCUAGCAAGCCACUGAAUUAUGCUGGCAAUGUCUGAAAAAAUCGGUUGGGUCCCGUUGAAAAAUCCGUACUAUGAAAUUUUUGUUUCCUGGCUUAACAUAUCCUUUUGAUCUCAGCUGCAAAGAGAUCUUACUGGGAUUUGGGAAGAACUUCAUUUCUUGUUUGUUGAUUUUGAGCUGUAUUGUCUUUUUCCCAAGUGAAAUGGUGAGAUGAAAAUCCUGUGGGGGGAAUAUGUAAAUACAUUUUUGGUUGUCAGAUAAUAUGUGCAAUGCUAUGUUGAGAUUUGAGUUUCUUCACUAGUGCUUGCUGAAAAGUUUUUGCUCUAAUUAAAAAUGACAGAGCAAAGUGGUUGCUUCAUGAUGGACGCAAGUAUCAUGGUAGGGAAAUACGCUGCUGACAUAUCCUCCAUAAGAGAAGCAUACGCACGCAUCGGAUCAUUUAUACACAAGACUCCAGUUAUCACUUCAGAGUCUCUUAAUGCAAUAUGCAGCAGAAGUUUAUACUUCAAGUGCGAAUGCUUUCAGAAGGGUGGGGCAUUUAAGUUCAGAGGUGCUUGCAAUGCCAUAUGUUCCCUUGAUGAUGCUCAGGCAGCUAAAGGGGUUGUUACACACAGCAGUGGAAACCAUGCUGCUGCAUUGUCCUUAGCUGCAAAAUUACGAGGGAUUCCAGCAUAUAUAGUGAUACCAAAAAAUGCACCAAAAUGCAAAGUCAAUAAUGUCAUUCGCUAUGGUGGUCAAGUUAUCUGGAGUGAGGUCACAAUGCAGUCAAGGGAAGACACAGCUUUGAAGGUGUCGCAAGAAACUGGAGCUGUUCUGAUCCAUCCAUACAAUGACAAACGGAUAAUAAGUGGACAGGGAACAAUAUCUGUGGAGCUUCUGGAGCAGGCCCCACAAUUAGACACUAUUAUAGUUCCAAUAAGUGGAGGUGGCUUGAUUUCGGGAGUGGCAUUGGCCUCCAAAUCAAUGAACCCAACAAUUCGAGUUUUGGCUGCAGAACCUAGAGGGGCGAAUGAUGCAGCACAGUCUAAAGCAGCUGGAAGGAUUAUAACUUUGCCCGUGACCAACACUGUUGCUGAUGGGCUUCGAGCUUCUCUAGGAGAUCUUACGUGGCCCGUAGUACGUGAUUUAGUCGAUGAUGUCAUAGUUGUGGACGAUACAGACAUCGUGGAAGCAAUGAGACUUUGCUAUGAAAUUCUGAAAGUGGCGGUGGAGCCAAGUGGAGCCAUUGGUCUUGCUGCUGUUCUAUCGGAAAGCUUUAGGAGUAAUCCUGCCUGGAAGGAUUGUAACCAUAUAGGAAUCAUCCUUUCAGGAGGUAAUGUUGAUUUGGGUAUGAUUUGGGACUCGUACAAAAAAUGAAGGGGGUGGUAAAUUAGUAAUAUGUGCUCUCAAGGAAUCUACCUCUAGGCAAGAAAGAUUUUCCUCUUGUUUACUCAGUUACAUCAAUGCAGAAAUAUUGCUCUGUUCUGAAUGCUCAGCCAGGGAUUGUUAUUUCUAGUUCUUUUUUUUUUUUUUGCUUGCAUAUGGGAGAAACUAUUCUAUUUCAUUUAUCGUCUGUAAACUUGUGAAUUUUGUGACAGCAUCAAGGCAACACUUUCUGUCAA
Messenger RNA from Syzygium oleosum, 2022 nucleotides. Its product is annotated as serine racemase. The record is from RefSeq and is a predicted model, not a curated record. The transcript is spliced from 6 exons. NCBI's taxonomy places the organism in Eukaryota, Viridiplantae, Streptophyta, Magnoliopsida, Myrtales, Myrtaceae. Gene Ontology annotation, molecular function: L-serine ammonia-lyase activity; pyridoxal phosphate binding; serine racemase activity. Gene Ontology annotation, biological process: D-serine biosynthetic process; pyruvate biosynthetic process; L-serine metabolic process. The coding region runs from base 755 to 1777 and encodes 340 amino acids.